Molecule: messenger RNA, 2164 nt
Organism: Cygnus olor (mute swan)
Lineage: Eukaryota; Metazoa; Chordata; Aves; Anseriformes; Anatidae
Product: olfactory receptor 1052-like
Exons: 2
Coding region: 918-2072 (384 amino acids)
Biological process (GO): sensory perception of smell; G protein-coupled receptor signaling pathway
Cellular component (GO): membrane
Molecular function (GO): olfactory receptor activity; odorant binding; G protein-coupled receptor activity
Source: RefSeq, a predicted model, not a curated record
ACAGCUUUUUAUACCAGGAAUCAGGCUUCCAGGCAUAGGAAGGAUUCCUGAAAUCUGCUGUGCUCCACUGGAAAGAGUGAGUAAUGGGGACUGGAGGGUCUUGAUUAGAAAAAUACCAUGUGCGCAGUGUUUGUGGUUUGAAAAGUGAAGGCAUCAAUUUUCUUUCUGCUGUAUGGAGCCUUCUAAUACAUGAUUUAUUUUUUGUUGUUGUUCCUCACCUCCUGGAUUCCCAUGGAUACAACUAACAGAUUUCUACUAAAUACAUAUUACGUACAAGUCACAUCUUAGUCCUGCAAUGGUGAAGCCCAGACUGAAAAUGCCCAUCCUGAGUGCAGAAAAAACAUGUAAAUGCUAAUUGAGCUGGAGCAGACACACGCGUUAAGUGUAACAAAGUCCCAUUUCUCUGAAUUCCCACACUGGCUGGGGGAUGUUCCCCUCUCUCUGAAGUUAGGGAGAAGUUAUUCUGUCCCACGUCUUCAUGACCCCGGCACACUCAGCCUUCUCGUGGGGCAAAGCAGCACGUUCCCCUCUUCUGCUGCCACUUGUAAGAAAAGGAGGCAGCACAUUUGUAAAGUUCUCACAAAUAUACCACAGCAUCUCUAAAUGCUUUUUCGAAUCAUGCAUUACUGUCUUUUUUUCUGAAAAUGAAAACUCAUUUUUAAAUUCAGCCUCAUGACUAAAGAGGACAAAAUGCAGCUUCUGAAGGGCUUCGGGUGAGUUGCUCUGCCCGUGGGGGCUUGCUGGGAACCUAACCAGAGUUAGCUGGUGCCUCGACUAUCAAAGCUUUGUACAUUUAGUGGGCAGUCAACAUAAGGUACUUGCUGAUAGCAGCAUCAUAUGCAAGCCAUGCCAUUGCUUUUUUGUACUUCCCAGUUUUACCUCCUUCCAACAGGUACGCUACUCUGAUACGUGGUGAUAUGGCUGAAGGCAAUAGCACCGUGGUGACCCAGUUUAUCCUCCUAGGACUGACAAGUGAGCCUGAGCUGCAGACUCCUCUCUUCAUAGUCUUCUCAGUGAUUUAUCUCAUCACCCUGAUGGGCAAUCUUGGGCUCAUCACACUGAUCACGACAACCCCCCAGCUGCACACUCCCAUGUACUUCUUCCUCUGCAAUUUGUCUGUUGUUGAUCUUUGCUACUCCUCUGUCUUUUGUCCCAGGCUGCUUAUUGUCUUCCUGGUUGAAAAUAAAACCAUUUCUUACUCUGCCUGCUUCACCCAGCAUUUCUUUUUUCUUGUGUUCGUGACCACAGAGGUUUUCUUGCUGGCUGUGAUGGCAUACGACCGCUACGUAGCUAUUUGCAACCCCCUGCUAUAUGCUGUUUCCAUGCCCAAGAGAGUCUGCGUGCAGCUGGUGGCUGGGUCGUACCUGGGGGGGAUUUUGAACUCCCUAACCCAAACGUGUUGCUUGCUGCCCUUGCCGUUCUGUGGGCCUAAUGUCAUCAACCAUUACUUCUGUGACACCAACCCUCUGCUGAAACUCACCUGCGCUGACGACCACCUCAAUGAGCUUUUGCUCGUAACCUUCAAUGGGACCAUUUCCAUGUCCGUGCUCUUCGUCAUCAUCAUCUCAUAUGCAUACAUCCUCGUCUCCAUCCUGAGGAUCAGGUCUGCCAGAGGCAGGCACAAAGCCUUCUCCACCUGUGCCUCCCACCUGCUGACCGUCGCCUUGUUCUACGUGCCCGCCGGACUCAGCCACAUGCAGCCGGGCUCCAAGUACUCACUGCAAAUGGAGAAAGUCACUGCAGUCUUCUACACCAUGGUCGUCCCGAUGCUGAACCCUAUGAUCUACAGCUUGAGGAACAAGGAGGUCAAGGAUGUGCUCAGAAGAGGUGUCAGUCUCUUAUCUCAGGUGACAAGUGAUAGGAUGCGAGGAAGCAGCCUCAAGUUGUGCCAGGGGAGGUUUAGGUUGGAUGUCAGGAAGAAUUUAGUCAUGGAAAGGGUGGUUGGGCAUUGGAACAGGCUGCCUGGGGGGGUGGUGGAGUCCCCAUCCCUGGAGGUAGUGAAGAGACGUGUGGAUGUGUGGCUGAAGGUGGAUGUCUCAGGUGGGGGCAAUGACCGUGGCUGCCCUCUCUGAUGUCCCAGUGAGAGAGGAACUGUUUUUUUCCCACCCAGUACCCUAAACAGGUCUAGCACUGCACUUCAUCUGCUCUGACGUGUUCCUCUGCA